CGGAGCCACGCCCCUCGGGAGGUGCUCUGGAGCCGCGGGCUGGAGACUGCGCGGGAGGCUACAGUGGCCUCAAACUCAGUCUUUAGCUGAAGAUGACCUUGAACUCCUGAACCUGGCUUCAGCUCCUAAAUGCUGGGAUUUCGGUGACCACGUGUUGCUUUCUUCUUCAGAACAGGCUGCAGGAGGGAUUGUGAAAGGUCACUUGAUGAAAAUACGGUGGUGAAGUCAAGGUACUCCGGGAGACUUUAAAACCGGUUUGGUGGGACUGCAGCCAAGCAGAAGGUGAGAUCAAGUUGCUUACCUCCUCGAGCUUCUGCUUGAAGCUCCCUGCCUCCUGGAGCCAUCCCGUUGAGUCCAGUCAAGCACCUCCUGGAGCUGAGCAAAUAGUGAUUAUGAAGGCGCUACGAACAUCUGUAAGGAGUCAUAAAAAGCAACCAGCCAACCACAAGAGAAGGGGAAAACCUGCCAGUGGCAGCAGCCCAGCCAAGCCUUCUGCCCCUGAUGGCCUGGCCAAGCAGAAGGGAAAAGAAUUACUGCAGGCCUCUGUCUCCCGGUAUCAUCUCUUCAGAGACAUGGCCGAUGUCGUGACUUUCCGAAGGAACUUGCUCAGCUGGUAUGACCAAGAGAAGCGAGACCUACCUUGGAGAAGAUGGGUAGAGGAGGAGGCCAACUUGGACAGGCGGGCCUACGCUGUGUGGGUGUCAGAGGUUAUGCUGCAGCAGACCCAAGUUGCCACGGUGAUUGACUAUUAUACCCGAUGGAUGCAGAAGUGGCCAACACUCCAAGACCUGGCCAGUGCUUCCCUGGAGGAGGUGAACCAGCUUUGGUCUGGCCUGGGCUACUAUUCUCGAGGCCGUCGGCUGCAGGAGGGAGCUAGGAAGGUGGUAGAGGAGCUGGGUGGCCAUAUGCCACGUACAGCAGAAACACUUCAGCAGCUCCUGCCUGGCGUGGGGCGGUACACAGCUGGAGCCGUUGCUUCCAUUGCUUUUGGCCAGGUAACUGGUGUGGUGGAUGGGAAUGUUUUACGGGUGCUGUGCCGUGUCCGCGCCAUCGGUGCAGAUCCCACGAGCACCUUUGUCUCUCAUCACCUCUGGAACCUAGCUGAGCAGCUAGUUGAUCCUGUUCGGCCUGGGGACUUCAAUCAAGCAGCCAUGGAGCUGGGGGCCACAGUGUGUACCCCACAGCGCCCUCUCUGCAGCCAUUGCCCUGUGCAGAGCUUAUGCCAGGCACACCAGAGGGUGGAGCGGGAACAGCUCUCUGCUUCUCCAGGCAGUCCUGACAUAGAAGAGUGUGCUCUCAACACUAGACAGUGCCAGCUUUGCCUCCCUCCCACAAAGCCCUGGGACCCCACCCUGGGAGUGGCCAACUUUCCUCAAAAGGCCAACCGAAGGCCUCCCAGGGAGGAGUACUCUGCCACCUGUGUUCUGGAGCAGCUGAGAGCCAAUGGGGGUCCCCUAAUCCUGCUGGUGCAAAGACCGAAAUCAGGUCUGCUGGCAGGACUGUGGGAGUUCCCAUCUGUCGCCCUGGAGCCCUCGGAGCAGCGUCAGCAGAGGGCCCUUCUGCAGGAACUGCAGAGCUGGUCUGGACCCCUCCCCGCCACUCAGCUCCAGCACCUGGGAGAGGUGGUCCACAUCUUCUCUCACAUCAAACUGACAUAUCAAGUGUACACUCUGGCCCUAGAAGGACAGACCCCAGUGACCACUGCAUCUCCUGGCGCUCGAUGGUUGACCCGGGAAGAAUUCCACAAUGCUGCUGUCUCUACUGCCAUGAAAAAGGUGUUCCGCAUGUAUGAGGGCCACCGGCAAGGGACCUGCAGGGGUUCUAAAAGGUCACAGGUGUCUCCUCCAUCACGCAGGAAAAAACUGAGCCGGGGCCAGCAAGUCUUGGAUAGCUUCUUACAGCCUCAUAUCCGCACAGACACACCCGAAAAUACUGCCCAGUGAUACCCUGGGAUCCCCACCCCAAACCCAGUCUAAUAAAAUGCUUGUUUUUGUAGUGCCUUUGGAGAACUUUUCCACACUUUCUCU
Molecule: messenger RNA, 2027 nt
Organism: Psammomys obesus (fat sand rat)
Lineage: Eukaryota; Metazoa; Chordata; Mammalia; Rodentia; Muridae
Gene: Mutyh
Product: mutY DNA glycosylase
Exons: 18
Coding region: 393-1943 (516 amino acids)
Biological process (GO): base-excision repair; mismatch repair
Cellular component (GO): nucleus
Molecular function (GO): adenine/guanine mispair binding; purine-specific mismatch base pair DNA N-glycosylase activity; 8-oxo-7,8-dihydroguanine DNA N-glycosylase activity
Source: RefSeq, a predicted model, not a curated record